UAGAACUAUCAGGAAAUGCAUGUUUGACAAGAGUGUCAUGACCAAAACAAGUGAGAUCUCGUGAAUUUUCAUCAAUACCUUUAAUGGCACGAUAGCUUUAAAAUCAUCUGUGACUGUCUGCGUUAAAAUGGAUGACGACAGAGGAGGGAGAGGGAGAAGGAGAGGGAGAGGGAGAGGAGGGCAUGGAAAUCAUGGUGGAGAGGACAAAGAUGUCCGCCUGUCUAAAUCCAUGUCUUAUGCUCUUCGCCAUGGAGCCAACCAGAUGGGUCUUCAAAUGGGUACAGAUGGCUUUCUGUUUGUGGAGGAACUCCUCGCUAACCCACAGUUUCGCUCAUACUCACUGGAAGAUGUACAAAGAGUCGUGGCAACAAACGACAAACAGCGCUUUAAGCUUCGUCCCCACCCAGAGGAUGGUCGCCUGCAGAUCCGAGCAAGCCAGGGCCAUUCAGUACAGGUAGUGGAUUUAGAGCUGAAACCCAUUCUGGCUGGCUCUCCAGACUGCCCUGCUGAGGCAGUGCAUGGCUCCUACCUCCGCAACUGGAACUCCAUCAAGCAGCAGGGCCUGAGCCGCAUGCAGAGGACACACAUCCACCUGGCUCCUGGCCUGCCAGGGGAAGAUGGAGUCAUCAGUGGCAUGAGGAGAGACUGUGAUCUUGCUGUGUAUAUUGAUGUCCCUAAAGCUCUUGCUGAUGGUAUUGAGUUCUUCUGGUCAGAAAAUGGUGUGUUGCUGACUGCAGGCAACACAGAGGGAAAACUUCUCCCAAAAUACUUCAGCCGUGCCGUAAGACUAAAGCCUACAAGGAGCAUCCUACCAUUGUAGUAGCGGAUGAGGAUACUGCUCUGUCUUUGGUCAAAGCAGCUGAUUGUUCCAACAUCCGGUGGUUGGUUGAUGCUUAUACUAGUUCCCAUGGUAACACAGAUUUUUGCUCAGCAUAAGGAGAAUCAACCUGCCUGUUGCUGUUUUUUUUGGCAUUAAUAUUUACAGUAUAGAAUAGUCAACCUCUAUGCUGAUGCUCUCAUUUAUCUUUUGUAGGUCACAUAGAGACAUCUGUAUUCAUUGUAGUCUGUUUCUUAAUCAGCUAAAUACUCCAUAAAGGAGUUUUAACCAAUGUAAUCCUGGCCAAUGUCACUUUUUUUUUCGUGUAUUUAUUUAUUCAUUUAUAUUGUGUUUUUCCCCCUUUGCAUCAUCAUUGCUGUAGAGAUUAACACAAUUAUUUUUCAAAGCUGUUGUUAAAUAUAUCAUCCCACCCUAGUUACACAAAACAGACUGACUGCUGGUAACAAGCCGUCAGGCCGUUCCUCAAUUGAACAUUGAGGAACUUUUAAGGAUAUAUUCAAAGUGGGGUUAAUCAUGUAACUGAAAGCAGAGGAUGCAGACUCUGUGGUUAACUUCACAGGCUGCCUCAACAGUUUCCUUUUGAGAUAUGGACCCACACACCCACACACACACACACGCACAAGCACACGCACACACACACACACACACACACAGCAUAUGACGGGAGAUACACAGCCUCCAGUGUAAGUAACAACAGAUUUGCACCGUAUGUAAGGACCAUAAGGAGGGAUGACAACAGAGAGGGGAAUAAAGGGAAUAGCUGUAUAAUUUCAAUAAAUGGUGUUUAUUCAUGUUAA
Molecule: messenger RNA, 1635 nt
Organism: Labrus bergylta (ballan wrasse)
Lineage: Eukaryota; Metazoa; Chordata; Actinopteri; Labriformes; Labridae
Gene: trpt1
Product: tRNA phosphotransferase 1
Biological process (GO): tRNA splicing, via endonucleolytic cleavage and ligation
Molecular function (GO): tRNA 2'-phosphotransferase activity
Source: RefSeq, a predicted model, not a curated record